Molecule: messenger RNA, 2428 nt
Organism: Anopheles coluzzii
Lineage: Eukaryota; Metazoa; Arthropoda; Insecta; Diptera; Culicidae
Gene: DppIII
Product: dipeptidyl peptidase 3
Exons: 4
Coding region: 193-2361 (722 amino acids)
Biological process (GO): proteolysis
Cellular component (GO): cytoplasm
Molecular function (GO): dipeptidyl-peptidase activity; metalloexopeptidase activity
Source: RefSeq, a predicted model, not a curated record
AAAAUAAAAAUAUCAAACUCAUCAUUUUGUGUGGCUGAUUCAGGUAAAAUUGUAUGCCGGUGUAGAAAGCUGAGUUUUUUGGUUUAGGUUUCGGUUUCUGUUCGCUACAAAUUAGUGCACCUGUCGAAGCUAAACAGUGAACGUGAAUUAGUCCAGUUUGAGAAAGUAAAAACGCUUAGUCGCAUAGAAAAAAUGUCCGAUAAAGCGCAGUUCGUUCUGCCUAACACGCAACCGAUCGUAGAUCUGGAAUGUGCCACGGCAUUUAACAAUUUGACCGAGAAGGAAAAGCAGUAUGCGCAUUUCUUUAGUAAGGCAUCUUGGACUGGCGGAUUGGUAGCACUGGUGCAGUCUAGCCCGGAAUCGCCGCUAAUUUUCUCCCUACUUCAUCGAAUCUUUCUGGCUGAGCCUGUGGAGGAGUUGAAGAAAUCUGCACUCGCUGCUGGUGUGUCGGAAGAUGAGUUUACGGCAUUUCUCGUGUACACUUGUGGAUUUCUGGCGAAUGCUGGCAAUUACAAGGGUAUGGGCGACAGCAAGAUUGUCCCAAACCUGGACGAGGAUAAAUUCGAGGCGAUCGUGAAAUGCUCUGCCGCUUACAAAGCGCAUGCCAGCGUAAUUGAUUCGCUAUGGGAGUCCACGAAGGUGCCAAUUUUUCUACUCACGGAUCGCAUGAAGACGCUAGGUCUUUGCGAUACCGGUGUAACGACGUACUUCUCGAGCAACGUUACGCACGACGAUACGGAGCUGAUAAGCGAAUGGAUGAAGGAGCACAAGUUUGAGGCGUACAUUUGCCGUACGUUCAAAACCACCGAGAAUGGGAAAACGGUAUACGACAUCAAGCUUGCGUCCAGCGAGGAAGGUGACAAGAAGGGGCUGACGCGCGAACCGGAAGAGUAUAAGGGAUGCAUUUUCAAGAUAACGCGGGGCGAUUACAAGGAGCUAAUGCAAAUGGUGGCCGACUCGCUGGAGGAAGCGAAAAAACACAGUGCCAAUGAAAAUCAGCUGCAAAUGAUUGAGGCAUACGUAGAAAGCUUCCGCGAAGGUAGCUUGGAUGCGCACAAGACUGGCUCGCGAUAUUGGAUCAAGGACAAAGGGCCGGUAAUCGAGACGUACAUUGGAUUCAUUGAAACGUACCGCGAUCCGGUUGGACAGCGGGGAGAGUUUGAGGGAUUCGUUGCCAUGGUGAACAAGGAGAUGUCGGCAAAAUUCGGCACGUUGGUUUCAAAUGCUGAAAACUUCAUCAAGCUGUUACCGUGGGGAGAAGAGUAUGAGAAAGAUUCCUACCUGAAACCUGAUUUUACGUCCCUGGACAUUUUAACGUUCGCGGGAUCAGGUGUGCCUUGCGGUAUUAACAUUCCCAACUAUGAUGAAAUUCGCCAGGACGAAGGAUUUAAGAACGUGUCGCUUGGAAAUGUGCUUGCCAACACAAACAAGACCGACUCGAUUCCGUUCCUUUCGGAGGAGGACCAGGCGUUGAUGAAGAAUUAUAAGGCGGCCGCUUUCGAGGUGCAAGUGGGUUUGCACGAAUUGCUUGGCCAUGGCAGCGGAAAGCUGCUGCGCAUUGAUGAGGCGGGCGAGUACAACUUUGACACGGCCAAGCUGAAGAAUCCGCUCACCGGAGAACCGGUCAGCUGUUGGUACGAACCGGGUGAAACGUACGACUCCAAGUUCAAAUCGCUCGGCUCUUCGUACGAGGAGUGUCGGGCCGAAGCGGUUGGGCUAUAUCUGAGUCUGAAUCGUGACGUACUGAAGAUAUUCGGGCACACGGACGAAGAGGAAGUGGCAAACAUCAUCUACGUGAACUGGCUGUUGCUUGUCUGGGGUGGCGUAGGCGUAGCGAUGGAGCUGUACAAUCCGGCCCAGAAAGCGUGGCUGCAGGCCCACUAUCAGGCGCGGUUUGUAAUUAUGAAGGUGCUGCUGGAGGCGGGAGAGGGGCUGGUUAAUGUUCAAGAGACUGAGGAGGGAAAGAAUCUGCUGCUCAAGUUCGAUCGCAGCAAGAUUGAAACGGUUGGAAAGGAAGCGAUCAGGAAGUUCUUGCUGAAGCUGCAGUUUUACAAAUCGACAGGCAACGUCACGGCGGCAACCGAGAUGUACAAUCACUACUCGGAGGUAUCGGAAGGCGGAGCGUACCCGUGGGCUAAGUGGCGCGAUAUUGUGUUGCUGCACAAAAAGCCGAGAAUGAUCUUUCUACAGUCGAACACGGCAAUUGAUGCUGACACCGGCAAGGUGGUGCUGAAGUCGUACGAUGCCAACUUUGCUGGCUAUAUUCAGUCUUGGGUUGAGCGCUUCCCCGAUACGAAAAUCGACGACAUUCUGGAACGCAUCCAUGCGACGGAUAAGCAAUAUUUUGAAGGAUUGUAUUAAACGUUUGCGUCCAAAUGCGAUAUGCAAAUAAGAUUCAAGCUGAAUAAAGAAGGUUUUUGAACAAGUA